UUCUUUUCUUUUUUCUCACUUCUUUCUCUUCUUUCCCUGUUCUCUCUCUGUUUCGUGGGAAGAAAACUGGUUGGAGAUUGAAGAAAAAAAAACCUUUUCAAAAACAAAAAAAGAGAGCAGAGCACCAUCAGAAUUCAAAGAAUAAAUUUCUUCAGCAUCGUCAAGGGCGAGGGUGCACAAUCUUCUCUGUUCAGCAAAUGCAGAAGCUUGCAAGCACUCAAAUCAAGUUUCAAAAUCAAGGCAACAAAUUAAUGUAGAAGCAACCGGUAGCAUACUGCCACUAUACACGGGUCCUUGUUUUGACUGAGAAAUGGUGGAAAUCAAGACCAUCGGAGUGGUGGGCAGCGGCCAAAUGGGCUCCGGCAUCGCCCAACUUGCUGCCAUUCACGGCCUCCAUGUGUGGCUCCUCGACACCAACCCAACUGCUCUCUCCACAGCCUCCUCCUCCAUCUCUAACUCCAUUCACCGUCUCGUCUCCCGAGGCCACCUCUCUCAGGCUGUGGCCACAAAAGCUUUGGGACUUCUGCUAUAUACCUCAAAUUUGGAGGACCUUCGUUCAGCAGAUGUUGUUAUUGAAGCUAUUGUGGAAUCUGAAGAAGUGAAGAAGAAGUUAUUUGGCGAACUGGAUAACAUAACGGGGCGUUCUGCAAUUUUGGCUUCGAAUACGAGUUCCAUAUCCAUUACUCGCCUGGCAUCAGCAACUACAAGGCCAAGCCAGGUGAUUGGCAUGCAUUUUAUGAAUCCUCCUCCUAUUAUGAAGCUAGUUGAGAUCGUACGAGGUGCCGAUACAUCAGACGAGACAUUUAAAGUAACAAAAGCAUUGGCAGAGAGGUUUGGCAAGAUAGUGAUAUGCUCUCAGGACUACUCAGGCUUUGUCGUGAACAGGAUUUUGAUGCCAAUGAUAAAUGAAGCAUUUUUCACGCUAUAUGCAGGUGUAGCAACAAAGGAGGACAUCGAUACAGGCAUGAAGCUGGGAACAAAUCAUCCAAUGGGUCCGUUGGAGCUUGCAGAUUUCAUUGGAUUGGAUGUCUGCUUGUCAAUCAUGAGAGUUCUUCAUGCCGGUUUGGGAGAUAGUAAAUACGCCCCUUGUCCUCUUCUUGUCCAGUAUGUUGACGCGGGUCGCCUCGGAAGAAAACGAGGUAUUGGUGUAUAUGACUAUAGUAAAGGUAAACCUACUGAACCACUGAAAAAAUCAUCUAGGCUUUGAGACUUUCUCCUUCAAUUGUGUUACAUACAUACUUGAACCAUUGCACCUCCAAACACUUCCUCGUUAAGGGAAGGAGCGCUUAUACUUAAAUUAGGCUUGCUCACAUUAUCAAUCUACUAUCUUUGAAUAAUCGACAAUUGAAUCGAUCUGUCGGUCAAGAAUUACGAUCCUUGAACAUUUUCCCAGCAGAGUUGUAUGCUGCAUUUUAGUGUUUAAAUUCCUCCAAUUGUGUUUUCCUGUGAUCUGUAUAUAACACUAGGUGUACUGCAGUUGCUAGAUGCCACAUAAUCUUCAUACCA
Morus notabilis is the source of this 1506-nucleotide messenger RNA. Its product is annotated as 3-hydroxybutyryl-CoA dehydrogenase. The record is from RefSeq and is a predicted model, not a curated record. Gene Ontology annotation, molecular function: oxidoreductase activity, acting on the CH-OH group of donors, NAD or NADP as acceptor; NAD+ binding. NCBI's taxonomy places the organism in Eukaryota, Viridiplantae, Streptophyta, Magnoliopsida, Rosales, Moraceae. Gene Ontology annotation, biological process: fatty acid metabolic process. The transcript has 7 exons. Bases 311 to 1207 code for a protein of 298 amino acids.